Bufo gargarizans (Asiatic toad) is the source of this 2238-nucleotide messenger RNA. RefSeq names its product regulator of microtubule dynamics 3 (gene RMDN3). The record is from RefSeq and is a predicted model, not a curated record. Gene Ontology annotation, cellular component: mitotic spindle pole; cytoplasm; spindle microtubule. Gene Ontology annotation, molecular function: microtubule binding. Bases 136 to 1503 code for a protein of 455 amino acids. Lineage: Eukaryota; Metazoa; Chordata; Amphibia; Anura; Bufonidae. The transcript has 13 exons.
GACAUCCCACAGCUUCUCUCGGCUCCUUCGGCUUUCGCUUUGCGGCUGAACCGUUAUUGUGGGACGGGCUUGGUGUACGGUAGUGACGUGAAGCCGGCUUUUUCCCCCGGCUGCAGGAAGAAGCGGGAAAGCGUCAUGUCUAAAUUUCCCCUUUCACAUCAGGUCGGCUUAGGCCUGGCAGCUGGUGUGGCGGCUGGAAUAAUAGUAUACGUGGUUCACCGGCAGCGUCGCCGAAAUAAUAAGCGAGCACCAAAGCAAAAUGGACAUCAUGUACUUGUGACCGGGGAUCGCGAUGGUACUUUAACAGCAAGCUAUUCACAAGCGUUGUCAGCAAACACGGAUAUUGGGGCCGCGUCACGCAGCGAGCAGUCAGAUUUAUUGAGCCGCCUGGACUAUGUCCUUGGCAGCAUUACAGAGCUGCGGCAGGAGAUUGAGUCAUUGCGGAGCAUUCUUCAUGGCCUGGCUGACGAUAUUGUUGGAGAAGUCCGGUCACAUUUGGAGGAGAACCAAAGGGCUAAUCGACGGCGACGAUACCUGCCCCACAGAGAGCGGACUGAUUCCACGGGCUCCAGCUCCAUCUACUUCACCACCAGUUCCGGGCCAGCACACACCGAUGGGGAAAGUGAAGGAGGAUACACUACAGCAAAUGCUGAAUCCGAUUACGAUCGAGAAAGUAGCAAAGGGAGUGAUGAAGAAGAGGAUGAAGUAAGCUGUGAAACAGUGAGGACAAUGCGCAGGGACUCUGCGGAUCCCGUUACAGAUGAUGAAUCCACAGCGAUUGCGGAUGACCCUUUGGAGGAAGAGUUAACGCUUUUGCUCCAGAAGUCGGAUCAGUUGCACAGUGGUGAUGCUCAGCAGAAGAGGGAAGGAUUCCAGAUGCUGUGCAGUAAUAAAUUACUGUACGGCAACCGCCAAGACUUUCUGUGGAGGCUCGUGCGGUCCUACAGUGACAUGUGUGAGAUUACUGAAGACAUUCCAGAAAAGAAAUCCUAUGCCGUGGAAGGGAAAGAAGAAGCUGAAGUUGCACUUCUAAAAGAAGGUCCAAGUGCCGAGUGUCACAAAUGGUUUGCCAUCCUUUGUGGGCACCUGUCAGAGCAUGAAAGCAUUCAGAAGCGCAUUCAGACGGGAUAUCUGUUUAAGGAACACAUUGAAAAGGCGAUUUUAUUACAGCCAAAUGAUGCUCAGUGUUACUACUUGCUUGGCCGAUGGUGCUAUGAGGUCUCUAAUCUUGGCUGGCUGGAAAGGAAAACUGCUUCUGCCCUGUAUGACACCCCACCAAGUUCCACUGUGGAUGAGGCCUUACAAAACCUCCUGAAGGCUGAAGAACUUUCACCAGGAUUUUCCAAGGCCGCGAGAGUUAACAUUGCAAAAUGUUACAGGGACUUGGGUAACACUAGUGAGGCAGCCCACUGGUUGGAAUUGGCGGCAGAGCUUCCUGAACGCACACGGGAAGAUAAAGAGAGCAUGUCUGCCAUUGAGGAGAUGUCGGCAAUCACUGCUUAAAUGAAUCUGCCAGGACACAGAUUAUAAUUUUAUUCAUUCUUGGGGAGAUAUCAUUAUACUUCGAAAGAAUUGGUAUUUCAUUAAAAAUCAUAUUUUCAUCAGUCAUUAGAAAAGGGGGCAUAUUGACAUGAAUCCAUGUUAUUGAAGGGGCUGUCUCACUUCUGCGAAUGACAUUUGUCAUGUAGAGAAAGUUAAUGCAAGGCACUUACUAAUGUCUUGUGAUUGUCCAUAUUGCCUCCUUUGCUGGCUGGAUUCAUUUUUCUUAUUCAUCUCAUUUAUACACUGCUCGUUUCCAGGGGUUAUGACCAUCCUGCAGUGAAGAUACCAGGUGUCUGGGAUGGAAGCUGCUGCGCAUGCGUGCUCCCACAGUCCUGUCCACCAGAGAGGGUUGCAGCGAUGACUGUAACCCCCAGUAACGAGCAGUUCAUCAAAAAUUUCUGAGGAACUCAGGAGAAGAGUUGCUGAUGCUCAUUAGGCUGGAAAAGGUCACAAAAACAGUCUCUAAAGAGUCUGGACUCCACCAAUCCACAGUCAGACAGAUUGUGUACAGAUGGAGAAAAUUCAAGGCCGUUAUUACCCUCCCAAGGUGUCACUGUCCAACAAAGAUCACACCAAGAGUAGAGAGGCCGGCACUUUUUCCUACACUGCUGCAUUGCACUGUGGUCAUAACCAUGGAAACAUGCAAUAUAUAAUGUGAUGGAAAAAUGUAUGAAGCCAGCAAAGGAGGCAAUAUAG